This is a messenger RNA of Psylliodes chrysocephalus, 3551 nucleotides long. Lineage: Eukaryota; Metazoa; Arthropoda; Insecta; Coleoptera; Chrysomelidae. The record is from the annotation of a GenBank genome assembly.
AACAAAACUAACGAUUUUCUUAACCUAACCUAACACUAACCUAACUUGAUUUUUUUGUUGUUCUUUCGGUAAAUUCGGUAAAUUUAUAAUUUAAUUUAUUUUUUAAAAUGGAUAAGAGUUUUCAAAGUCCAAUUUCUGUAAAAAGUCCGUUUUCUCCUAGAUCUCGUCAGAACUUUAAUUCCAAGAGAAUUUUACCAGCAAGUUUUAGAAAAUCAUCGAGAUUAAGUGUAUCAGGAAAAUCUACACAAUCCGUACAAAUAGUAUUGAAAUCUACACAUAAUUAUGUUGAACGUUUUGGUCAAUCUUUACCAGUUUUAAUUACAGAAGCUCUGACAUUUGCAGAUAGAAAUACAGUCGUUUCCGCUAGAAUAGCUGAAUGUGGAUAUGCUUGGGUCGUUUGUGGAAGAAGAUUGCUUAUUUGGCAAUAUAGGCAUAUUAUAUCUGCUCCUGGAACUCCCCAAAGAAAGCAUGGUAACCUAAAUCAGUGUUUUGAAUUACUGCUACCACAGAGUGAUUUAGCUCAUAGGGCUGAAUUAGUAUCUGUAUUUAUCAGCACAGGUUCAAAUAUCCCGUCAUGUAUUGCUGUUUCACCAGAAGGAGUACUCAGGUAUUGGCCUGCUAUAGCCCAUGAAGGUGUAACUGUAGAGCAGAGUGUUGAUCUUCAAGGUCAAGAAUGUGAUAGUCUAACUAAUAUUGAAGGUUUAGGAUGUGUAUUAGCUACAACUACUUGUACCGUAGUUUUAGUUCAACCUCAGUUAAACAGUGGUAGGCAUUUGUUACAAUGUAAACCACUUAAAACACCCAGUGGAUGGUUAGGUGGAAUCAGUAAAAGGAUGUCUUCUUUGAUAUUUGGCCCAAUAUCCAGUGAACAGUCUAAUGAAACUAGACUUGUUAGGGUCUUAAGCACACCAGGUAAAGAUGGAUAUUGGAUAGUUUAUGUACUGGCUGGCCACUCUCUUCAGAAAUGGAUUUUAUCAAGUUUUGAAAGUGAACAAUUAGUUUUUAUAUCUGACUUGACCAGGAUAGUAAAAGAAAAAUUUCAUAGCUUAGUGUGGAGUGUGAGCGAUUUGUCUGAAACAAAUGCUUGGUUAUUUGACAUUCAGAAUAUAGAUACUUGGUUAUUAGAUAUCCAGUCUGACAAAGAUAAUUUAAUAAUUUUAGCAGCUGCAAUGAAUACACAGGUAUCACCCAAGGUCCACUAUGCAAUGAUAUCUUUUUCUACACAAGGUGCUACACCAUUCAUUAAAGAUUUUGUGUUAUUACCCAUGUCAGGAUUGUAUAGAGAAGAGAAUAUUGCUGAGUCAUUAUCUUACAGAUUUUUGAUAUGUGGAACUAGUGCAUAUCUUUACAAUGCAAAGACUAUUACUGUAGUUAAACCGCAAGAAGAACCAGAUGUUCUGGAAUUUACUUCCUCACAAGAUGUUUUAUUAGGUGGAUCUGUUUGUAUCAAUGCUCCAGUGUUCUUUUCUAGAAUAAAUGGGCUUAUAGCUGUUUGCAGCAAUGAUCAAAUUUCUGAUUUUAUGAACCAAAGCAUGACGCCUAACACGCCAGUUGAAACCUCUUUUAAUGAAAAUCUUGGCAUAAAUAACCUUACCGUUUACAACAUUGAUCCAGAAGAAAUAUAUAAUGCAUAUAAAGACCCAAUUGGCCAGUUGAAAGCUGCAUUUAUUUUUCACAUUAGAAAUCAACAGUCAGCUUAUCAAGAUAUUCUUAAUGAACUGUUUCCAACUGAUAGUUAUUCGUCUCCUAGCAUUAACAGUGCUCUGGACAAAGUAGUACUGCAUAUGUGCAAAGACUUAUUAGACGAUAUUCCUGCGGGUGAUCCCCGAUGGACUAAAGAUGCACCUCCAGGCAUUGGUAGCUCUCAUUCCAUGCAAGUACUACACCAGUUAGAAGAUAAACAAAAAGCCAUGUCUUUGUAUUUGAAGUUUUUGAAAGAAUCGGGAUUGUGGAAUAAACUUUCGGGUUGUAUUUUUAGGAAUACAUCCAUGGCGACUGUUUAUGCGUUAGGAGAAUUUUUGGAAAAAAAUACAGCCGCUAUAAUACUUAAAAGUCUACCAAAUAAUCUUUUAUUGGAAAAUGCCAUUGAGAAGGCCAUAGUGAAUUUUGAAAGUGAACCCGCUAACGGUCUUACAAACCAAGAUGUUUUUUAUAGAGAAGUUAGCAAAGUUCAUACUGCAAUUCAAGAAUUGGCUAACUGUUGUGAGGAUGCAGCUCAUUCUGAUUUAAGCCCUGCCCAAGUUGCCCAAAAUGUGCAUGACACUAAUGAAAUUAUACUGACUGUAUUAAAUGAAGUAAUCCAAUAUCGAAAUCAAAAUGCCAAUAACUUUUUGCCUUCAGAAUCAACUAAAUCCCUUGAUAUUGAAUAUUUACCUUGGACAGUUGCGAAUGGAGAAGAAGGUGUUGCGGAUGCAUUGUUGCAACAGCACAUAUUGACUUAUAAUUAUGGAUUGAAACUGGUUGGUCAAGGGCAAUUAAGAAAUUCACUACUGGACCAUUUUGUGGCUUUAACAGAUCUCUUAUUAGAUGGAAGAAAAAGUCACAUUGAAAGCAUACAAAAUUCAGCAAGAGAGAAUAUUCUGUAUCGGCAAUAUUACACUGACAGGCAUAAGUUUAUCAAACCAUUAUUGAAUGAAAAGGAAUACGAAAGAGCAAUUCUGCUAGCUGAAAAAUAUUUAGAUUUUGAAACUUUGGUAAUAGUUUGUGAAAAAACUGACAAUCAGGCUCGCUUAGAUGAAUACAUGGAUCGUUUUAGCAAUAACGGCUUUUCGGAAUAUGUUUAUAAUUGGUUUAUAAAAGAAAAUAAACAAGGAAAGCUAAUAGACAAGUACAGGAAGGUGGGCAAGACUAAACAUUUACAAAAACUAUCCAACUUUUUGUCAGAUCAUCCAUCACUAUAUUGGAUGCAACAGAUAUUUGAUCAUAAGUUUACAUUAGCAGCAUCAACAUUAUAUAAUCUUUCUGUUGCUGAAAAAGAAUCACUCACAAGACAAAAAACAAUUUUGAGUCUUAGUAAACUCGCCAAACUUGCCGGACCGACUACAAGUGAUACUCAUAUAUAUGUGGACAAUGUUAACUCCCGCUUAGAACUUAUUAAUUACCAAGAAGAGUUGCCAGAUUAUGUAUUACAACAGUUUGGUUAUGAUACCAUUAAACCUUGCGUUAUAGAACCAAAAGAUUUAAUUAACUUAUUUAUAUGCAAGGAAUAUGUAGAUGCAACAGAAUUAGAAUUUAAGAAAGCACUGGAUAUUUUGAAUUUUGUUCAAGAUGAAGAAGUAAGAGAUGAAUUACAUCUUAAGAUUUGGAGGGAGGCAAUAGUUAGAGAUUCUUGGAACUUUCGUAAUUUGGAUUCGCCGAUGGAAGUAUUAAAUACAACACUAUUUUAUAAGAUUAUUGAUUUACUUUUGGAUUUAGGUGGUAAUCCUCAGAUGCUACUUCCUCCGAUGAAUAUAUUGUUGGAAGGUCCAGAAUUACGACAGCUACUAGAUAAUGCCAAUUUCCAAUUCUUAAUUAAGGCUGCCUAUGAAUAUAUAAGUCGCACUCAAAUGAUG